GUGCCCUUUAUUUUCAUUUGUCGUUUAAUGUUAGUCGCGCUUGUUGCCUCGUGAAGUUUGUAUACGUCCGUGCGUGCGUAAACAAAAUUGUGUGUGACCUUAACUUGUGUAGUUUUGUGUUCGAAGUGUGUUCAAAAUGGGGUGUGGAAUAAGUUUUGUGAAAUACGUGCUCUUCUUCUUCAAUCUGAUUGUCGCGCUCCUCGGACUCGCAGUAGUCGGAAUCGGUGUUGCGGUGCUGCUGAACUGGACUGUCUUAAAGAGCGAGCUCGAAGGUCACAUCACGGUCGCACCAUGGGUGUUCAUCGUGAUCGGAGCGAUCAUGUUCGUGAUUGCCUUCUUCGGCUGUUGUGGAGCGAUAAGGGAGAGUCACUGUAUGGUUGUAACGUACGCCGUCUUCCUCUUGGUCAUCAUCAUCGUUCAAGUAGCUCUGGGAGUACUCUUGUUCGCCUACCAGCAGAACUUGAAGGCUGCCCUUGUCAAGUCAGUGGACAAACUGUUCGAUAACGCCAAGAAUGAUGAGGCCUCAAAGACUCUCUUCAGCAACCUCGAGCAACAGUUGGAAUGUUGCGGCAAAUACAGUCCGGCUGAUUACUAUUUGAACGUCCCCAAAAGUUGUUGUACCAAGCUGGGUGUGACUGGAAAACUUCUGGGUGAUACCUGUACGAUCGCUGAUGCCAACUCCACAGGCUGCUCAACUAAAUUGGGAGAGCAAUAUGAGAAGUGGAGUAAGGUCAUCGCUGGCGUUGCUAUUGGUCUGGCCUGUAUUGAGGUGGUCGGAGCUCUUUUCUCGUUGUGCCUCGCGAACUCAAUCAGAAACAUGGACAGAAGGUCUCACUACUAAUAUUUUGUACAUUAGAACUGGUACGCGUAAGCUGGCAACACCACAGAUCAAAUAACGAUAUUUUAACGUACAAUUUUAUAACGAAUCGAAACCCACCUCUCAUUUUCGAAAUUGUUACCAAGUUUUGAGUGUUCAAGUUUGAGGCCGAUUAUAUUUUAACGAGUUAUUUGUAUUAAACCCUUUUUACGCGAGUAAAAUACACUUUUCAAAUGUUUAAACGCGUUAAAUCGUACAAAUAAAGAAUGUUAAUUUACCGCGUUUUAAUCAGGUUAAAGUUCUAUUUAUAAGCAAAAAUGAGUGUAUGACUAGCUUUAUUCGCUCAAUACCUAUGGUAAAAAAUUAUCAAUUUCUUUCUGACGUUUUAAAGAUAUUUUAGUAUAUUUAAAAAUACAAUUUGUAUGUUAGUAUAGUAUAUUUUUAUAUUGACUACCUGACAUAUUUAAAUUUAUCAUUCAAAUUAAGCCCAUGAUUAUUUUAGUUGACCGCUUAACGCGUUAUAUUUAAUUAAGUAAUGUUAAGUUAGUUUGUAUCUCAUGUUACAUAAGGUCUCAUAUUAUCUGAAGUCUAAAAAAUAUAUAUCAUGAAAAAAAGUACUAAAACAAAUUCUAUUACACUUAAACUAGCAUAAACCAUCAUGACACUGUGUCAUCAAAUCAAGUGUCAAAGUAGUUGUCAGUUGUCAUGUUUUAUUAACUUACAGUUUUUAAAUGACUAAAAUCAAACAGCAAAAUAAAAACCUAUGGUAACUAUCUGACUAUACAAAUUUUGUUUGCAAAAUAAGAUCUACAGUCACAAGAUUUAAAAAAAAUUGAGCGUAAGUUGUAAAAGUGUGUUUAUAAUCUUAAUUCCUAGAUCUGUAUCAGAGUCUCCAAAUUAAAAUACCAUGAGGCCUUUAAUGAUUAAGUAUUUUCUAAUAUAUAACAUAUAAGUAAGUAAAUUCUUCUACGUCCAAUUUAUAUUUGUAUGUAAAGUGUUUAUUAAAGUUUGUAUGCAUUUCUGUUUCACGGAUUGUAAAUAUAAAGGGAGCAAAUCUAUCGUUUGAAUCUCUUGUGCAUUUCUAAAGUAACAGCUUUUGUGAAUUUAUUGUAUUUAAUAAAACGAUAAAGAAA
Messenger RNA from Pieris napi, 1950 nucleotides. RefSeq names its product CD63 antigen-like. The coding region runs from base 137 to 841 and encodes 234 amino acids. NCBI's taxonomy places the organism in Eukaryota, Metazoa, Arthropoda, Insecta, Lepidoptera, Pieridae. Gene Ontology annotation, cellular component: membrane. The record is from RefSeq and is a predicted model, not a curated record. The transcript is spliced from 6 exons.